Molecule: messenger RNA, 594 nt
Organism: Ambispora leptoticha
Lineage: Eukaryota; Fungi; Glomeromycota; Glomeromycetes; Archaeosporales; Ambisporaceae
Source: the annotation of a GenBank genome assembly
AAUCUUGCAUACGUUGAUCCUCAAGACCCAAAAAAAUUCAAAUCUUACUGUUCUGCAAGAUGUUACUGGAGUCAAGUAACAAGCCUGAUGCUUACACGGUCGAGCGUGCUCGAACCCAACGAUAUAGACUACAUUUCAAUCCAUGAGAAAUUCAUUGCUGAUCUACCUCGAUCAAAUGUUAUCGCAAUUAUUCGCCUGCAAAUGUCAUACGAGAUCUGCCGUAAUUUCUUUGAGUAUCGAAAGAAUCUCGCAGCAACGAAUAAAGUGAAGCCUGAAGAAGUGACACAUCGUAUGUUUCAUGGGACAAAGACGAAUUGUAAUCCGACGGAGGUGCUGUGUUCUAGCCGAUUUUGCGAGAAAUCAUGUGGCAUGUGUGGGAUUGUCAAGGAAGGGAAUCGGAAAAUAUUUUCUAGAUACUCUGGCAAAAUGUGGUUCGCUGCAAGUUCUUCAAUAUCUUUGAGCUAUUGUGGCAACAAUGAUGUAAAGGCAAUGUUUGUCAUAGACGUUGUUCAUGUUGCAUGUUCAUCCAUUAUUAUAGUGGAUCAAGAUGAAGCAACUCUUCCACGAUAUCUUAUCAUAUUUCAAACAAAUUAA